AUGCCGAGCGACGAGAAACAUGGUGCUGCUGUGCACAGGAAGCCUCGCCAAAACACUGGAUUAUCCCGCAGCGUAGCGCCAGGCCUUCACGACAAUCCCAUCAAGAUUGAAGAUGAAGGGAUGAGCCCUUCUCGUAUCAAGAAUGAGGAUGAAGACAUAAACCUCGUGUCUGUUGCCAAUACAGACGAGUCCGAUGUUGAAAACUUCUCAACAGUACCAAGCAGCCCUCUAAACGACCAUAAGCUUAUCGAAGGCGAAAACUAUUUUAAUGCGCUCGUCGAUGAAGCUCCAACCAGGACUAAGGACCGCUCCAUGAGCAAUGUCCCUCACUCAGCUGCCGAGAACUUUGAUAUGAAUUCUGCUACCAACGUCGAAAGCUCAAUGCUAGACAUCCCCGAGCCUCUGUCUUCCAGUCCGCUGGGAUCCGAGGCCACCACUAUCUACGAGGCCAAAGUCUUUGGUAUGGACUCCUCUCCUGAGGCAAAUCAGAACCAAGCCAAGAGACCACUGGAAGACACGGGCUCGGAGCAGCAGGACAAGAAGCAGAAACAAGAUGAGCAGUUUCACCCCUCACACUCCGAGGAUAUAAUACAACGGCGACUGAAUGAAGAUCUCAAAGUUCAACGCCACUAUCGGCUGAGGGCGGAGUGCAAGAUCCAAGGCCUGGAAAAAGAGCUGGGAAUUCUACGGGACGGGCUAGACACCGCCCAGGAAAAGAUUGGGAUCUGGCACGACAAGUCGGACGAGCUACAGGGAGUUCUGGACGAAACUGUUGAUGAACUACGCAAGGCAAAGAAGGAAUGCAUUUCGGCAAAGCAGCAGAAGACUAAAACAGAGAACAAACUAGCACUGCUUGAAAAAAAAUUCCAGCGACUACAUGAUCAGCUGGCAGCAUCCAAGGAGGAAGCUGCCGCAGCAGUUACUGCCCUUUCUAAAGAGAAAGAAGCUAAAGAUUCGGUCGAGAGAGACAUGAAAGAAAAUAUUAAAGCAUUGCAGUACGAGAAACACCAGCGAGAAGCGGCCGAGCAGGAGGCUAGCGAGUUCAAAAAACGUUGGAAACAGACCGCCCGCAAGCUGGAUCGCAACAACAAGCCUAAGCAAGUACCUCACCAGGUCAGCGAUCAGCACCUGGUUGAAGAGUUGGGAAAGCUCAGGUACAGAAUCAGCAACUUUGCCGUGACUCAUUUCGAUGGAAAGCCUCUGCACCAUCAGAAGCCUGCUCUGCAUGUUACGGAGAGACUGGACAAGCUAACCUCGGCCGAUGCUGGAGCAUGGGGUUAUCUUCAGUCAGCGACCCACUGUCCCAGUAUUGUCCAAGCUUGCAUAUGGAAUGAACUCCAGCAAAAGGUGUUCGACAGCUUCCUUUGGGCAGAGAGAUGCAGUGAUCAUCUUUCUGACCUCGUUGCUGGCAUGAAGAUGCACAGUGGGGACUACCUAAAAUCAUCGGAUAAUAACUUCGUCUUCCAUGAAUGGCGUGCCAAGACGGCCAAUCUAAUGAUCGACAUGACGGCUGGCUUUCCCACACUGUCUAAAAACAUGGAAAAAGAGAAGAACACCAUAGCGGAUGAGUUGGGGAAGCAGCUUGCACCCUUCCGCAGGUCUCAGGUGCGAGGAUCCUUUGGUAAGGAACUCCAUGCUAUCGUCGACCAAGCUACAGCACUCGAUAUGGAGAUGAGCAGGCAGUUGGCACAUCUGAAAUGGUGGCAUCCAGAUUUUGGACGUGGCAACUGCCCAUUCGACGAGGAGACCAUGGUGCUGGACAAAGGUGACAAUUACUCAAAUAGAGCCGACAGGGUGCUGCUCGUGGUGGCGCCGGGCCUCAAGAAGUGUGGCCGAUCGACGGGCGAGGAUUUUGACCGAGAGAGCGUGCUGCUCAAGGCGGAGGUGACUUGUGAUCUUGCACCGUUGUGGGAAGUCAAUCCACGUCGGUAA
This is a messenger RNA of Pyricularia grisea, 1932 nucleotides long. RefSeq lists its product as uncharacterized. Lineage: Eukaryota; Fungi; Ascomycota; Sordariomycetes; Magnaporthales; Pyriculariaceae. Bases 1 to 1932 code for a protein of 643 amino acids. The record is from RefSeq and is a predicted model, not a curated record. The transcript is spliced from 2 exons.